GCUUUCAGAGAGACUGGCCGAUCUUCGGCUCCAUUUGAGUCUCCCAAAUCAACACUUCUGCAGCCGUUGCCGAAACCAGUCUCAAGUCGGAAUCCAUACGAGAUACAUCAACGGCAUUAGCGUCCAUCAAGUGGGUUCAACGCGUGGUAUUCGCUCCUAAAGUGACACCUGCAGAAGCCGAAGGAAAGGGUUGGCGUUGGAGCAGAACAGAAACUAGUCUUUGAAGGUUUCUUGAGGAUAAAUCGAGAUCGUUGAGCUCAACCAUGAAUCGAAUCGGUGCAAUCUGUCUAGCAGUCUUUGCAGUUCUGCUCUCACUCAUAACGCAAACAGUAGAGUCCACCAUCCAACCCAAGGCACCGAAUUUCCAGUACUUUGAAAGGCCCAAAUAUAGAUACCCCUAUUACGAUGAAAAUGGACGCGGAAAACUCCUCUACGGAUAUGGAGGUCCUGAUCUUUACCAAUACAAGAGCUACUCCCCACUGGAUGGAAUUCAUUGAUAUAGACAAAUAAUUAGGCUAGGAAAAUUAGUUUACUGCAAGAAACAAUGUACAUAAGAAUAAUAAUGUUAACUUUAUGUGUAACGAUAGUUCCCAAUCGUUUAUCAGUGGCCGGAGCGCAGCAAUUCUGAAAGACUUACUUUAAAUACUGUUGAUUUGUACCCAGUAACUAAACCGCUAAGAUAAAAAAAUAAACAAUCAAAUUUA
Messenger RNA from Aedes aegypti (yellow fever mosquito), 704 nucleotides. RefSeq lists its product as uncharacterized. NCBI's taxonomy places the organism in Eukaryota, Metazoa, Arthropoda, Insecta, Diptera, Culicidae. The coding region runs from base 264 to 497 and encodes 77 amino acids. The record is from RefSeq and is a predicted model, not a curated record. The transcript has 4 exons.